AUGGCAUGCGAGGCUUUCUUUGGUUAUACCAAAGAUAACAACUGUAGAAAUCCUGGGCGAUCACAGAGUAGCGCUUGGUGCUAUGCCAUAUCAGAUAAUGGUUAUGAGCAUUGUUUUAUUCCACAGUGUCGUUUACUUUUAAAGAAUCGAGAAUUAACUCGACCUUUGAUGAUACAGAAAGACAAAUUAUCUUCAACUGUCAGAAAAAUGUCAAGUGCAUACGAUCCUCGAAUAUCUAGCCAGAAUAUCGGCGCGGUUUCAGUCGCUUUAGUUUUAGGCACCAUUUUCAUAAUUAUGUAA
Messenger RNA from Patella vulgata (common limpet), 300 nucleotides. RefSeq lists its product as uncharacterized. NCBI's taxonomy places the organism in Eukaryota, Metazoa, Mollusca, Gastropoda, Patellidae. Bases 1 to 300 code for a protein of 99 amino acids. The record is from RefSeq and is a predicted model, not a curated record. The transcript is spliced from 4 exons.